This is a messenger RNA of Closterium sp. Naga37s-1, 948 nucleotides long. The record is from the annotation of a GenBank genome assembly. NCBI's taxonomy places the organism in Eukaryota, Viridiplantae, Streptophyta, Zygnematophyceae, Desmidiales, Closteriaceae.
AUGAAGGAAUGGGACUGCCCCGGACACACCACCUCCCUCGGACACCUGCGCCACGCGCAGCAGUGGGAGUGCUACUUCUUCCCCAUUGCCUCCACUGCAUGCGUGCAAGAGGCCAUGGCAGCACAUGACCGCGGGAACCUGCGCCAGGCGCAGCAGUGGGAGUGCUACUUCUUCCCCAUCGCCUCCCCUGCAUGUGUGCAAGAGGCCAUGGCAGCACAUGAGAGGGGGGAGGCUCCGGAUAUUCGAGGGGAUGACGUGCGAGAGAGCAUGCUGGCUGGCGACACACAGGCUCGGUGGUGGCGAGCUCAAGCCGCCCGUUUCUUGCUCCGCUGGCCGUCUGCUCAUCUCUGCCACGUCAUCAACCACGUCCGCCACGUCAGCUACGGCCGCCUCAUGGCCGAUCGUGUGGCAGCAGUCGCUGCCCAGCAGGCGAGCAUCAUCGAAUCGCUGAACGCCACCUCGGGUGCCAGCUCAGCAGCCACGUCAGAUGCCAGCUCAGUGGCCACGUCAGCUGCCAGCUCAACAGCAGAAAUAGGAGAUCCGCUGGACGAUCUGCUGCUCCUGGUUGCAGCCAAGGCACGGGAAACAGGGAGGGAGAUCCUUGCAGCGAAUGGCAGCGCGACACGUGUACAGUCGUUGCAGUCGCAUAUCUGGCCAAUGAAAGGGGUUACUGGAUGCUCAGGCAUGGAAAGUGGGCAGACGAGGGAGGGGGGAAGUGCGGACACGGGGGUGGGGGGGGGGGUGCAGAUGGUGCGGCCAGUGGUGAGCGUGCAUGUGCGGCUGAGUGACAAAGGGUCCGAGAUGGAUCUUCACCCGCUGCCGGCGUUCAUGCUCGUGGCUGCCCGGCUGAGAGCUCACCGGCCGGACCUGAAGCACGUUUGGCUGAGCACAGAGGUGCAGGUAAGAGGAGGGCGCGGUGAGUGGGGAAGUGGUGGAAGCAAGGGUUGA